AUGGAUCCACAAGUAAAACAAGAUGACGAAAACAGUUGUGGGUAUGGCGUUUUGACGGUUGUCGCCCUUGUGAUCAUCAUCAUUUCGGCUGUAUUCACAUUCAUUUUCGCAAAUCACAUGUAUCAUGGCACAGAGGAUUAUUUCGAUGAAGAGAAACACUUGAAAAAGGUUGAAUGGAUCCCAACAAGAACGAUGGCCGUUCCGCAACGAAGAUUUAUCAUCGCAAGGAUAUCGCAUGAGCCAGAGAUGUGCUUUUUGAUACCAUCAGAGUUGGAAAAGGAGAACACUGCUUUGCGAGUCCGUCGAUCACCUCGAGAAUACCCGCUUUCUAAACCGAUCGCUGCUUGCGGUUUCACUGUUGAGCUCGAGAAGAAUGGGGACUAUUGUUCAGAAAUGACAGCCGAAUCGCGGAAACGACGAGAGAUCGGCUGUGCGCCUGUGAUUCUCAAGUGUCAAAACAUGCUUGGUCUAAGCGAUACUUGCGUGAUCAAAGAGCAAGCUGAUAUCGCAUUGUUAUGCGAGCGAGCAAAGGCUCUACAAGAUGAAAACGAAAAGUGUUCAACG
Mesorhabditis belari is the source of this 564-nucleotide messenger RNA. Lineage: Eukaryota; Metazoa; Nematoda; Chromadorea; Rhabditida; Rhabditidae. The record is from the annotation of a GenBank genome assembly.